This is a messenger RNA of Tuber aestivum (summer truffle), 1652 nucleotides long. NCBI's taxonomy places the organism in Eukaryota, Fungi, Ascomycota, Pezizomycetes, Pezizales, Tuberaceae. The record is from the annotation of a GenBank genome assembly.
AUGACGAUUCCGGAUCAGAUCUCGACCAUCUCAAAUCUCAAAGUCAUCGCCGUUGCCGCUGGCAACCAACGCGUCGACAACCCCCUCAGUCCACAACCUCUCUUGACAAGCUCGACUACACUGCCACAGUGCAUCUCUAGCCUCGAGGCAAGCUGGAUCCUGGCGAGUGCUGCUGUGAGGUGUGCCACAGAUUCCCUGUCUUCUUGAUAACGGAUCCACGAUACCGCCAUGAAUUCCGCCUCUACUUCUCUCCUGACAGAACACCUCCGCUGGACUCCUCUUGUAAGCUUGCCCCCCACACCUGUUGAGGUCUGUGCCAAGCUAAGAUCGAUAAGUCUCUCAUAGAUGACAUAAUAAAUACUGUGAACGCCCUACUGUACCAAUCCGUGUCCGCCGUCGAAACCUUUCUCCUUUCAUCCCCGCCUGGGCUGCUGGGUUUUACCCCGCCACCCGGCACGAUUCCGGACACGGAUGGUGAUGGAAACGUAAUCUAUUCCGAGAAGGAAGAGGAGGAAAUAAAUAAAGGGAUACAUCAAUUGGAAACCCUACUUGAGAAUGGCGUGGAUAAGAGGUUCGACGCAUUCGAGCUGUAUGUGCUGAGAAACAUCUUGGUUGUUCCGCAGGACCUCGUGGGAUGGGUCAGGCUCGCACACCAUAAGGUCAGUUUGCUGAAUUGUUCUCGCGUCAGGACCCUAUCGUGCACCAAAAGCGUACUAACAAUUCUAGAACCUUGACUUCACAUCUAUCACCCCUUCAGUACCCACAGAUCCCGAUUCAUCUGAGCCAACAGCGGACGCGCCCGCACUUCCGCCGGCCCACGAAGCCCAAUCUCGACUUCGCACCCUCCGUCAAACACUUCUGGCCUCGCAUGCCCUGAACCAAACACUCCAGUCAGAAGUAAGCUCCAACGAGCGAACCCUCGCGCAGCUGCGUGCCCUUGCCAGCUCCUCAGACAAUAAGAACCCGUUCUCCUUCAUUAACUUGUCUUCGAUGUCUACGAAAGAGCUUAAGGAUACUGCUUCGUUCGCUGUAUCUCAAAUUGGGCUCAUACGCUCCCUCAUAGCCCAGUUAAAGCCUAAAUAUGCCGAGCUGCAGCGGCGGAAGGAGCAGCAAGAGGCCUCGGGUGAUAAGAUGGAUGUUGACGAGGAGGUUGAAGGAAGGGAGGAGAAGGGCACGCCCGAGGAGGAGAGGAAGAAGUACAUCGAGAAGAUGACCAGGAGACAUAUGGAAUCCUCUAGGGGAUUACGGUUGAACGCCAAGGGUGAGGUUGUUGGCGGUGGUUCUGAGGAAAAUGUUGCGAGGAAGGGGCUAGGUGAAGUUGAGGAGCUGGAGGGACUUGUGGAGGGACUCCACGAGGGGGACCCUUAGCGAAAUUCUAUCCUCUAUCCUCUCUCGGAAAUAGUGAUCUAGGCUUUGGUGUACUUUUAUGUCCAAUCAUGCCGGAGCAGGGUACCGGUAUACCAUUUAAGAAACGGGAAUCCACCGAGAUUCGGGUGAGGGAUUGCUAAAAAUUGGUAUCCUGAUCCCUAAGAGGACGGAUUGGGUCACUAUCCUAGUUAAAACAAUUAUUUAAUAUCUGCGAAAGAUUGCGACCUGUCUCGGAAUAACCAAAUCCUCCACGGAUCCCGGGAACUUGUCGUACAACCUGGUGU